AUGUCUCUGCAACUCCGGCGACUUCUGCUCCGCCACCUCUCAACCUCUUCUCCUCCGCUGCCGCUUCAAACCCACAUCCCAUUUCCCUCAAACAAACCCACCCAUUUCCACAACACCAUAACCACCGCGUCAAUCUCUCACCCCAAACCCUUCUCCUCCAUCUCAACCCGACCCGACCCACAUCCCAACCCGGCCCAAUUAGCCCACUCCCUCUCCACCGAGCUCCUCCGCGACCGCGACCCCGACUCCGUCUCCCGGCGCGUCCAAUCGACCUUCACUCCGACGCCUUCUCUGGUCCGCUCCGUACUCAGUCUCUCGGCCGACGCCGACCGCCGCGCAAUUCUAGGAUUCUACAGCCGGCUCAUCUCGAAUAAUAAUCUCGAUGAUCACGGCGACGAGAUUCUCUCGUUGUUCGUGGACUAUUUCGGGCAGAGGAGGGACUUCAAGGCGGCCCAUGAUGUGAUUCGUAUGGGCCGGAAAUUCGCCGGGCCCAAAACCGCUGCUGCGAACUUCGGUGGGAUGGUUAGAGCAGGAAGGGUUUCGCAGGCUGUUGCUUUUUUUGAUCAUAUGGACAUUGAGUAUGGGAUCAAGAGGGAGAGAGGAGCUGUCAAAUUGGCGGUGCAGAAGGUCUGCGAAAAUGCUUUUGCUGCUGAGAGAAUGGUGAGGCGGUUGGCCAAUGAGGUUCCGAAAAAUGUGGAGACUUGGAAUGUGGUGGUCUGUUGUUUGUGUAAGAUUAGGAAGACGGAGGAUGCAUUGAAGUUGUUUCAUACAAUGUGUGGUCCGAAUGAGACUACUUAUGUUGUGUUGGUUAGGAGCUUGUAUAAGGCGGGGAGGAUUGAGGAGGGAGAUGCAAUGCUUGAGAGGAUGAACUCGUCGGGGCUUAAGGUUGAUAACAAGGUUUAUUAUCUGAUUUUGAAGACAUUGUGUAGUGUUGGCAAGUUUGAUCAUGCUGUGAGCCUUGUGAAGAAGAUGAAGGAGGAUGGGUGUGAGCCUGGGGUCAAGGUUUAUCUGCUGAUGAUGGAUAAGUUGAGUGGUGAUUACCGGGCUGAUAAAGCGGUUGCACUCACCAAGCCGGGGCAGUUGAAGCUGAGGCCGAGGUUGCACAAGCUGCAUGAGCCUUUCAAGAGGAAGCAGAAGCCUGUGAAGCAGAAGGAAACAAUCAGUGAGAAGGUGAAAAGGAAGAGGAGACGUAUUAAGCAAGCAAGGUUGCUAUUUGUUAAGAAGCCCAUAAGAGGGCUGCAUCGACCCUUCUGA
Molecule: messenger RNA, 1254 nt
Organism: Rosa rugosa (rugosa rose)
Lineage: Eukaryota; Viridiplantae; Streptophyta; Magnoliopsida; Rosales; Rosaceae
Product: small ribosomal subunit protein mL104 (rPPR9)-like
Exons: 1
Coding region: 1-1254 (417 amino acids)
Molecular function (GO): protein binding
Source: RefSeq, a predicted model, not a curated record